Lates calcarifer (barramundi perch) is the source of this 592-nucleotide messenger RNA. Its product is annotated as cocaine- and amphetamine-regulated transcript protein. Gene Ontology annotation, biological process: adult feeding behavior; positive regulation of MAPK cascade; negative regulation of appetite. The transcript has 4 exons. The coding region runs from base 1 to 297 and encodes 98 amino acids. Gene Ontology annotation, molecular function: neuropeptide hormone activity. NCBI's taxonomy places the organism in Eukaryota, Metazoa, Chordata, Actinopteri, Centropomidae. The record is from RefSeq and is a predicted model, not a curated record.
AUGGACCGACCUCCCUCCUGCUCCUGCUCCUGCCUCCUCCUCCUCCUCCUCCUCCUCCUGCCUCAGGCCUCAGGAUGGACAGAGGAGACAGACGACAGAGAGCUGCUGUCUGUCCUCCAGUCCGUCCUGGAGAAGCUUCAGAGCAGGAAGUUGUCGUCGUUGGACAGGAGACAGAGUCAUCUGCCGACAUGUGAGGUGGGGGCGUCGUGCUUGGUGAAGAAAGGUCCUCGGUUUGGUCGUCUCUGUGACUGUCCCCGACCGUCCACCUGCAACUUCUUCUUCCUCAGAUGUCUCUGACCUUCAUCAUCAUCAUCCUCCUCAUCAUCGUCCACCUGUGUCUCACCUCAGUUCUUCACCUGCUGACCCCCCUGUCCCUGUCCAGACCUGGACCAGGACUGAUCAGCUGAUCAUUGAUUAGUUAAAUGAUGUCCUGUGGUGAUCUCCUAAUCUGUAGUCCAUAAACUCUGGAGCCUACAUCUCCCAUGAUGCACCUGGACAGAGUGAUAAUCACUGUUUGUCGCCUUUAAUCUCUUGAUUUUCUGAUUCAUGUGAACUCAGGUUUUAUUUUGAAAUAAAAUUUGAUCAGAGUUUU